AUGCACGGCGUUUCAGGCCGGCGCAGGCGAUUCCCCUCCCACCCCAAACUCCCUCCUUACGCGGGCCGCUGUGCGUUCCUGCUGCGCCGCCUACUUUUGUCCGCCCUACCCUUUUCCGCAACGAAAGGCGUUGCAUUAUCUGCGAAUCCGCAGCGCGGCCGUAUUCGAAAGAAGCUGAAGCGUUUCGCCAUUCAUCCCGUCGCCGUGAUCGUCGAGCGUUUCAAGUUGACCCCUGUCUCCCCCGUUGCCCCGGGUCGUCUCCCCGGUUUUCCCGGGCCGUCUCCGCUGUUUCUUCGGGUUGCCUCCUCUGCUGUCGUCAUGAAGCCCUACGGGCGGCUGUCUCACUUCGGCCUCGCCGCACUCGUCGCGGGUCUCGUCGCCAUCAGCUUCCUCGCGACCCACGCCAGCGCUGCUGAUGACGUGUGCGGCAACAAGGACUGCGGGACCGACGCUGAGUGCAUUGCGACUGCUGAUGGCACUGCUGUGUGCCAGUGCUUUGAUGGUUCUAACUUCAGCGAUCUCGACAAGACAUGCGAUGGUGAUGUGUGCGGCAACACGGAUUGUGGCACCGAUGCUACGUGCGCUGUGACUGAUGAUGGCACUGCUGAGUGCCAGUGCUCGGAUGGUUCUGUGUUCGACGAAUCUGACAAGACUUGCUACGGUGGCCCGUGUGCCACAAAGGAUUGCGGGCCCGAUGGUGUGUGCACCGUGAGGGGUGAUGGCACUGCCGAGUGCGGGUGCCGUCAUGGCUACGCCUUUGAUGACUCUGACCAGACGUGCUAUGCCCCCUUCCUCCGGACCACGCUGCGGCUGCAGGUGAAGGGCCCUGGUCUCGACCUGGGAUUCACGGAGGACCAAAACUUCCCCACCUCGCAGCCAGCAGAGCGAGCCAGCGGCACCACCACGUGCGCCGACCUCACCCCCAGCUCUGACCUCGGCAUCUCUGGCAGCGCUGGCAGCUUUCGCGGCGACAUCAGGAUCACGGUCGUGUGGAAUGCGUCCAACGUUGCUGCGGCCGGCAACGGCAUGUGCAAGAGCGUGGCGUUUCACAGUGAGCCCGGCUGCACGGACAAGCCGGGGUUGACCAUCACGCGCCCUGCGCGGGUUGGCCGUUACUACCCCGUCACAGAAAGAACUGUUAAAGCAAUGGAUAUGCCGCAAUCAGUCUCCUGCGAGAUCACCACAUGUCACAAGGAUUGCGGAGCGGCUGAGUGCGUUGUGAAGGACGGCAAGGCCCAGUGCAAGUGCCCCUGGGGUUUCGUGUUCAACGAAGCUGAGAAGAUGUGCAGCAAUAAGUCGUUUACUUCUGACUCAGACCCUUGUAAGACGGGAACGCUUAAGUGCGCCAAGAACUCAACAUGUGUUGUGAAGAGUGGGCAGGGCAUGUGCGAGUGUGACGCCGGCUACACCAAGACGGGCGCCCAAUGCACUGCCAUUUGCAAGCCGGCCUGCCCUGUGAAUGCCCAGUGCAUGGUGGUGCGGGGAAUGCCGGUGUGUGAGUGCAAGAGAGGUUUCAAACUGGAGACGAGCAAGUGCACACCUGUGUGCAAUCCCACGUGCCCUGCGAAUGCGGAGUGCAAGGUGGUGAAAGGAAAUCCGGCAUGUCAGUGCAAGGCAGGGUUCCGAAUGGCGAAUAACAAGUGCACACCUGUAUGCCAGGCUAGCUGCCCUGCUAAUGCGCAGUGCAAGGUGGUGGGAGGAAGCGCCCAGUGUCAGUGCAACUCAGGGUUCCAGAUGCACAACAGCAAGUGCACACCCGUAUGCCAGCCUAGCUGCCCAGCUAAUGCGCAGUGCAAGGUGGUGGGAGGAAGGGCGCUGUGUCAGUGCAACGGAGGGUUCCAAAUGCAGAACAGCAAGUGCACACCCGUAUGCCAGCCUAGCUGCCCGGCUAACGCGCAGUGCAAGGUGGUAGGAGGAAGGGCGCAGUGCCAGUGCAACGCGGGGUUCCAAAUGCAGAACAGCAAGUGCACACCUGUAUGCCAGGCUAGCUGCCCGGCUAAUGCGCAGUGCAAGGUGGUAGGAGGAAGGGCGCAGUGUCAGUGCAAGUCAGGGUUCCAAAUGCAGAACAGCAAGUGCACACCCGUAUGCCAGCCUAGCUGCCCUGCUAAUGCGCAGUGCAAGGUGGUGGGAGGAAAGGCAGCCUGCCAGUGCAAGGCGGGUUUUCGAAUGCAGAACAACAAGUGCACAC
Closterium sp. Yama58-4 is the source of this 2188-nucleotide messenger RNA. NCBI's taxonomy places the organism in Eukaryota, Viridiplantae, Streptophyta, Zygnematophyceae, Desmidiales, Closteriaceae. The record is from the annotation of a GenBank genome assembly.